Messenger RNA from Camelina sativa (false flax), 1427 nucleotides. Its product is annotated as putative WRKY transcription factor 53. Gene Ontology annotation, cellular component: nucleus. Gene Ontology annotation, biological process: regulation of DNA-templated transcription. NCBI's taxonomy places the organism in Eukaryota, Viridiplantae, Streptophyta, Magnoliopsida, Brassicales, Brassicaceae. The record is from RefSeq and is a predicted model, not a curated record. Gene Ontology annotation, molecular function: DNA-binding transcription factor activity; transcription cis-regulatory region binding.
CCACACUCAUCAAUUUUACCACAACCUUAUAAACACUCUCAUAUUCUCAUUAUACAUACCAUACUUCAAUCUAUAUCAACCCAUUCUUGAUCAUACUUUAACACACAUUAUAUUAUCAUUCUCAUAUUCACAAAAAAAAAUAUAUAUUAUCUUUCUCAUCAUAUUUUGGUUGCAAUUUCAGACCAAAAUCUUCUUAUAGUGAACUCUUUGUUUAAGUAUUUAUCUAACUUAUUUUUAAAAUUUUUAUUUUUUGAAACUCUAUUUUGGGAAUCAUAUUCUCAAAAUGGAAGGUAAAGAUAUGUUAAGUUGGGAACAAAAGACAUUGCUAAGUGAACUUAUUCUUGGACUUGAUGCGGCCAAGAAGCUUCAGUCACGACUCGGAGAAGCUACGGCUGAGACGGACGAGAUUCUGGUGAAGCAGAUAGUUUCUUCCUAUGAGAGAUCUCUUCUUCUGCUUAACUGGUCCUCCUCACCAACGACCGUACAACUUCUUCCGACGCAAAUUACUGUAGUCCCGGUGAAAACUACCGGCGGAGUCCCAGAAUCUCCGGCGUUGAUUAACGGAAGUCCGAGAAGUGAAGAGUUCGUUGACGGAGGAGGUUCCAGCGAGAGUCAUCAUCGCCAAGAUUACAUUUUCAAUUCAAAGAAAAGGAAGAUGUUACCAAAGUGGUCAGAAAAAGUGAGAAUAAGUCCAGAAAGAGGCUUAGAAGGACCUCAAGAUGAUGUCUAUAGCUGGAGAAAAUAUGGUCAGAAAGACAUUUUGGGCGCAAAAUUCCCAAGGAGUUACUACAGAUGCACUCAUCGUAGCACACAGAACUGUUGGGCUACGAAGCAAGUCCAGAGAUCGGACGGUGACGCGACUGUUUUCGAAGUCACGUACAGAGGAACACACACCUGUUCUCAGGCGGCGAUCACACCCCCACCAGCCUCUCCGGUGAAGCAAAAAGAAAACACCAGACUCAAACCAGCCAUUACUACUACUACUACGACCCAAAAGCCAAAGGACCUUCUCCAGAGUCUUAAAUCCAACUUAACCGUUCGAACCGACGGGCUUGACGUCGACGAUGGUAAAGACGUUUUCUCGUUCCCUGAUACGCCGCCGUUUUAUACUUACGGCGACUUCGGCCACGUUGACAGUUCUCCUCCAAUCUUCGACGUUAGUGAUUGGUUCAAUCCAACGGUCGAGAUUGACACAACCUUUCCCACUUUUUUACACGAGUCCAUCUAUUAUUAAAAAAUAAAUACUGUAAAAGACACUACUAGUCAUCAUCAUCCAUAGAGAAGAAGAAAUCAGCGAGAGAAUUAAGAUAAAGUAGAUAAACUUGUAUCCAUUUUUUUUUUUUUCGGGUUAAAAAGUCACUAGAGCAAAUCUAACAAUGCAUCAUAAUAAGAAAAUGUUCAACAGGACUUGAACAUAUAAUUUUUCA